Molecule: messenger RNA, 1030 nt
Organism: Prosopis cineraria
Lineage: Eukaryota; Viridiplantae; Streptophyta; Magnoliopsida; Fabales; Fabaceae
Product: peptidyl-prolyl cis-trans isomerase FKBP18, chloroplastic
Exons: 6
Coding region: 91-762 (223 amino acids)
Cellular component (GO): chloroplast thylakoid lumen
Molecular function (GO): peptidyl-prolyl cis-trans isomerase activity
Source: RefSeq, a predicted model, not a curated record
GAGUAAAUGAGGAGAGGGAGAGGCAGAGGGGUAAUGUGAGGAGUGGAUGGGAUUUGGGGGGUUGAAAAGUCGGAUGGUGGGUGAUGAUGAAUGAAAAGCGAGGAGAUGAGCAUGGCAACUUGGUGCUCAUCCUGCAGGUGCAGCUUCAUCAUUAAAAACAGCUUCUCUGAAUAUGGACCUUCCAACCACCCUAACCAAUUCUCCAGAAGAUCGUCCGCCGCGCUUCUCGUUUCCGCCCUCCCCCUCUCCUUCCUUUGCCUCCCCACUCCUCCUGUCGUCGCUCGCGACAGACGCUUCAGCUCUACCAUCCCCAUUCAAGACUACCUUUCUUCCAUUGAUGGAUUGAAAUACUACGAUUUGGUUGAGGGAAAGGGUCCUGUAGCUACUGUUGGCUCCUUCUCGCAGGUGCACUUUGACUGCAUAUAUCGUGGAAUUACGGCGGUAUCGAGCAGAGAAUCUAAACUCCUUGCCGGAAAUCGUAUUAUAGCUCAGCCUUAUGAGUUCACGGUCGGAUCUCCGCCUGGAAAGGAACGGAAACGCGAGUUUGUAGACAACCCGAAUGGUCUAUUCUCAGCCCAAGCAGCACCGAAGCCUCCCGCUGCCUUGUAUUCCGUAACGGAAGGGAUGCGGACCGGUGGAAAGCGAACUGUGAUUGUCACUCCCGACAAGGGAUACGGCCAAAAGGGGAUGAAUGAGAUUCCGCCCGGAGCUACGUUUCAACUCAAUAUUGAACUUUUGCAGGUAGUACCGACUGAAAAGUGAAAUCGAUUUGAUCCCUGGAUAGACAUCUUGAUUAGCCUUACACUUGUGAUGCCUCGACGCUUUUUUCCCCCUUCUUCUCGCGGGAAGGGAAGCGGAGAGAAUGUCUCAAAGCAUGAACCUUCAUUCUUUGGGAUCGCCAUUGUAAUUGUAAUUCUUGUUUGCCUUUUGUCCUUGGCCCCGUGCUAGCAUGUUGUGGUACUGUUGUUAUGACUCAGAAUGAGGCAUCUUUAUUUGACAACAUAAUUCACAGAUCAUCUUGGUUUGUAAA